Messenger RNA from Octopus sinensis (East Asian common octopus), 5156 nucleotides. Its product is annotated as enhancer of mRNA-decapping protein 4. Gene Ontology annotation, molecular function: protein binding. Gene Ontology annotation, cellular component: P-body. Gene Ontology annotation, biological process: deadenylation-independent decapping of nuclear-transcribed mRNA. The transcript is spliced from 27 exons. The record is from RefSeq and is a predicted model, not a curated record. The coding region runs from base 324 to 4772 and encodes 1482 amino acids. NCBI's taxonomy places the organism in Eukaryota, Metazoa, Mollusca, Cephalopoda, Octopoda, Octopodidae.
GAUCAUAAGGCUUACCGCCAUAUUCUCAUGGCCGCUGCUGGAAAAGCAGCAAAUAGCGGUAUAUUUAUUCUCUUUCAGAUACAAAAAGAAAAUCAGUACCAUUUGUCUUAUUCAAACAUCUUUUUAUUUUUGUCCUCUUUUUUUUCUAAUUCAUUUUUCAAUAUUACCAGUAUUUUAUUAUUGAAUUAAAAAAUACAAACGGAUUUCCCUUGAAGAUAAAAAGACCAAAACAAAGUAAACGAUUGAAAGAAAAUUCUUUUUUAAAUUUGGAGAUUAUUUCAGAAGCUACUUGAAUUCUGCAACAAAAACGCGAUUCUAAACCUAUGGAUCCUGUCGGGAGUAACUGCAGUGAGUCCAGUUUGGCUAACUCUAGUGUAUCAUCCGUUGUCACCUCGGAUGAUACCAAGGAUGGUGAGAAAACACGUGAAGCUGUUCAUGUUGGUCCAUCAAUAGUACCAUCAGCGGACAAAAGUGUUACUACAACGAAACCUCAAGUUCAGGUAGUUGGCGGUAGUUCCGGUCAAGGCCUAGUGGCAGAAAGUAAAGAUUCUGUAACCAGCUCGACUCCAACAGAACUAACUAGCAGUGUUGAUUCUUUAAGUAGCAGUGUGUCUAACACUACUAAUGUUAGUUGUAGUAAUGUCAUUACAGGUAACACUAAUAUGACCGGUACCAAAACUCAAAGUAUCGGCGACAUGAAAUCCGUAACUCAGUUUAUAGAAGAGAUAAAAUCUGUGAACGACUUGAUAAAUUGCUCUACUGAUUCCACUUCAAAGACUGCACCUUCAGGAUCUGUUUGCAAUCAUAAUGGUGGAACAAAUAUUGGAGGAGCUAACCAUUUAGCACAACCUGCUGCCAUUUUUGGUUACCGAAGUUCUAACAACACUCAGAGAAUAAUUCUUGAAGGAAAUGAUCGUGCUAAUACCUUCAGUGUCAAGAGUAAAGAAGUGGAGGUUAUUACUAGCAGAUUGAGUAGCAAUCCAGAAAAUCAAGCUGGGAGCAACAAGGUGAAAACAACAACAGUUGUGAAAUUUGAGUGGGAAGCUCGGAAAUAUUUAGGCAACCUCGUUGCUGUUCACAGAAAUGGUGUGUUUGUUGCUUAUUGCCUUCGAGGUAAAUCUGGUGCUAAUGUACGCAUACUUAAUCGGAAAACUGCUGACAGGACAUUAUUAAAAGAUUUCUGUGGACGUGUGACUGACUUGGCUUUUGCUUUCACUGAUAAGAUACUGCUUGCAGCCAUUGAUGAAAUGGGAAACCUUUAUAUACAUCAAAUUACUGGAGCCUCAGAGGGCAAAAUUCAAUCAAAAUUAUUGCUGAACAUUGUCUCAUACAAUGAUAAUCAGUCUGAAUUUCACAGAGUCUUCUGGUGUCCAUACAUUCCUGAUGAAUCUGAAGAUGAUACUUCUCAGGAUAAUUCUUUUUCUAAGAUGCUUCUUAUCACUCAUGGAGAAAAGGCUGAAAUAUGGAAUGUAGACAUGGUAUGCCAAAAAUAUGGCACAGAUAGUGUAAUGUCUAAUGAAGUAACUUGUGGUGUGCUGCGAAUUAACAGUCAUACAAAGCCUAUUGCUGAUGCAGCAUUUUCACCUGAUGGAUCAGCACUUGCUACAGCCAGUAUGGAUGGCAUGGUUAAAUUUUUCCAGAUCACCAUGAAUGAAGGUCCAUCUCCCAGUAAUUCCUGUAAUUUCAGAAGACUCCAUGAGUGGUCACCUCAUGGAGGACAGCCCCUUUCUUGUCUUUUCUUCCUUGAUGAUCACCAGAACCCUCAUCCUGAUGUCUCUUUUUGGAAGUAUGCUGUUACAGGAGGUAAUUACAAUCAGGAAUUGAAAGUAUGGAGUUGUGUCUCCUGGACCUGUUUACAAACAAUUAGAUUCUUAGAUCCACCAUCACAUCUUGAGACCAAAACUGAGCUUUGCAUGAAAGUUGCAUUAGAUUUAAGUGCACGAUAUUUAGUUUUAACAGAUUUCCGACGCAAAGUUCUGUACAUUUUGAACUUGCACCAAGACCACAAAGCUGAAACAGUUUAUAUAUCAUCAAUCUCUGAAUUCCUACUUGCCCGACCAUGUCUUAGUUUUGCUAUACUUGAUGCCCGUUCUGAAAAAUUCCGUCAGUCUCUUGAAGAUGACACAUUUCUUGAAGAAUUGACUACUGGAGAAAUUGAGCAGGAUAAUUCUAAGAAACUUUUUGAGGAUGAAGAUAGUACAAUAGUUGAUGGUGUUCUUGUUGAGCUGUAUGCUGUUCAUAGCACAAUAUUGCAAGAGCUUAAUAUUCGAUUCAAAACUGAAGUUGCUCACUCUGACAGUGAAGUUCAGGCUGUUGGUUCUAAAUCACAAGAUGGGAUAGUUUUAAAAGAUGGACUUUCUGAUGUCAGUAAUAUUAUGGAUACAUCCGUCCCUGAUUCCAGUGAGUCUUCUCGUGGAGAAAAAGCUCCUGUACUUCUCACACCUGAUGCCUUUACUAGUAAACCCUACUCUCUCCAAACUAUUUCUGCAAAUAGUAGUUUUACUCAAGUUUCUGCGAUGGAGGACAGUACAGAAUGUCACCCUCUUGCAACAGGUGUGGGAAGAAAUGGCAAUAGUGAUGCUGUUGCUACUGCUGCUGUUAGUGUUACAGCUUGUAAUAAUACCGUGUCACAUACCUCCAGCCCUAAUAGCAGUCUAGUCUCAUCUCAAUCACCACUUAAGAAUAAAGAUACAAACAUGACUUCGGUGUCCACAAUUUCACCUGUGGUUUCUAUUGAUUCUUCCCAUUCACCAGUUGUAACUAAUCUACCAUUACAGAACAUAUUUUCAGAACCAACAAAGAUCAGUGUUGAAGAGCUAUUCAAGAUGAGCCAGCAAGUUUCGGUGAGCAGUCAAGCAGCUGUCGUAGUAAGUGGUUCAAUUACCAGCUCAGUUAGCUUAGAAGGAGAACAAGCAUUUAGAAAAACAAGGCGGAAAGAUUUUGAUGAGACUGAUAAAGAAGUUGCUGAAGUAAUGGGUGAUAAACAUGUUGCAGAUGAAGUAGAUGAAGUAUCUCCACUGGAAAUUGAGACUAGCAAUAUUGCUACAGAAUCAAAUGUUACAGCAAAAAUAUCUCCAAGAGAAUGGCCCAAACCACCAGAUGUCAGCACUGAUGGGCCUAGAAUUGCAUCUGAAAAAGUGUGCAAUGUGAGGGAAGGACAAGACAUCGAUGAUGAUGAAGAGGAGGAUGAAGACUAUUCACUUCUUGUUGAUGCAUCGUCAAAUUCAAAAGGAAAACAACCAAAGCCAUUAGCCAGGCAAAUACAAUUAACUAGUGAGCCAGCUGCCCCACCAAUUCAUGAAGCCCCUGUUCAGAUCAUCCGAGAAGUUGUUGAGCCACAAUCUUUAAAGGAUAUUCAAGCAAUGCUUUCUACUAUUAACAAUAAGUUAACAAGAUUUGAGUUGCUUUCUCAGCAAAUGCAAGAAUUGUUUAUACAACAGCAACAACAGUUGAAGCAGCAAGCAGCCUUACAACAGAUGGCAAAGGUUGCUGUUACUUUACCAGUCCUUGAGCAGCACUUAAAAAGCAUGGAGAAUCGAAUGACUGGACAUUUUGAGCGCUUAAUGCACCAACAGUCACAAAGAGAACACCAAAGAUACCAGGAGAUUUUGAAUGAAACUCAGUCGUAUGAUAAAAAGCAUGAAGCACUAGUUAAUACUCUUUGGCAAGCUGUGGACACAACUCUAAGGAAAAACCUUGAAGUAAUGGUUAAAAGUGAGAUGAAAAAUAACGUUCUUCCAACCAUGAUGCAGUCUUUGGAAUCUAUCAAGAUGGAUUUGACAAGAGAGGUGGCCCAGAAAUUAUCUGCUUCUGAUGCUAUUCUUAAAGAAAAUCUUGCCAAGCUUGUUCGGAAUAGACAAACUAUUGAAGCUAUUGGGUCAUCUGUUGGAGCUGCAAUUGAAGUGCCCAUUCAAACAGCAUAUCGAGAAUCAUUCCAGAAUAUUGUCAUCCCUAAUUUUGAAAGAACCUCCCAAAACAUGUAUAACCAAGUACACGACACAUUCCAAAAAGGAACCAAAGAAUACUUGGUUCAACUUCAGCAACACUUAGAAGUUGGUCGUCGAAGACAAAUGGAGGUUUGGGAUCCUGUAGUUUCUCAGUUGCAAUCAACUGUUGAGAUGUUCAAAGGUUCAACUGAACACCUACACACUCAUUUAUUAUCAGUUUUGGAGAAAAAACUAGAAACUGUUGUUACACAAUCAAUGAAAGGACUGAAAGACACUUUACUUCAACAUGUACGAGAAGUUGUGAAGGAUGAAGUGAACAAAGCCAUGCGACUCCAAGGAAACACCAUUAGUGACAAUGUAUUAAGCGCAAUGCGUUCGGGAGCUGUGACCCCAGUGCCUGGUACUCAAGAUGUCCACAUAUUACAAAAUCAGAUACUGCGACUUUUAAACCAGGGACAGAUAAAUGCUGCUUUUCAACAGGCCUUGUCUGCUGCCAAUCUAGAAUUGGUAAUACUUACUUGUGAGAAAGCUAAUCCAGAUCAAGUCUUUGGACAAAUUCCUUUCCCAUUACAACAACCUGUUCUUCUAUCUUUGAUUCAGCAACUAUCAGCUGAUAUUGAAACACACACUCUAUUGAAACAAAAGUAUUUAGAAGAGGCAAUUGUCAGCUUAGAUACAACCAACCCAAUCACUCAUGAACACAAAAGAAGUGUGCUCAGUGGCCUUAUCCCUAAAUUGAACAAUUUCAUCCAAUCACAUCCAAAUUCUCCUGAUCGCCGAUCAAUCAAUAAACUCCUCAUGCUUGCUCAGGCACAUCUUAACUAAAACUUAAAUUGAAAACUUUUCCACAUUCUUUUGCUCUUCGACCUGUAAACCUGGGUCACUAUUUGUCAGGUCUGCUCAUUGGUUGCAGAUAUGUAUCUGGACAUUUUUUAAAAUUUAUAUUUUUUAAGUUCAAGUAGCUGAUCCUUGGUAAAAACAGAUUGUGGCUGUCAACUAGCUGAUCCGUGUUACAGAUUGUAACUGUUAACUGGCUGAUCCAUGAUACAAACAGAUCAUAAUUGCAGCUGUGAUAAUUUAGUCAGUUUCUUUCACAUAAUGCACUCACCAAUGCAUUUGCAUAUCUUCAUGUAUAGAAAAAAAAACCCAAACAAACCAAAUAAAAUAAACUCAUUAUAAUCAUUCUUUUUUAAUAUAGAUUGAAUUUAU